This is a messenger RNA of Erigeron canadensis, 1488 nucleotides long. RefSeq names its product ankyrin repeat-containing protein ITN1-like. Gene Ontology annotation, molecular function: protein binding. The record is from RefSeq and is a predicted model, not a curated record. Lineage: Eukaryota; Viridiplantae; Streptophyta; Magnoliopsida; Asterales; Asteraceae. Bases 1 to 1488 code for a protein of 495 amino acids. The transcript has 4 exons.
AUGAAUGAGAUUGGGAAACAUGGUAUGGUUGAAGGUGUUCCCAUGAAACGGUUUGAAAUGGAAGACAAAUGUGUACCUUAUCUGAAAGGGAAACAGCAAAAGUCUGCCCAUAAACCGAAGCAAGAAAAUUCUAUAGCCAGCCCAUUUGAGCUACUUCACAUGGAUUUAUUUUGUCCAGUGAAUGCAAGAAGUAUCGGGAUGGCGCAUGAGAUAGCGAUCAAGCAUAAACGUUUAAUUCAUGAAAAGGAUGAAGGCGAGAUGACCCCCCUUCAACUUCUUUCAUGCCGUCAACUGAAUCUUUUUCCCAAACGAUACAUCACUCGCAAGAUAUAUAAUUUAAUUGACCCAAAUGUGGAAGACACUAGCCGGAUGUUGUCAUUUCUAAAAAAAAUGCGCAAAAACAAGUUUCGAUAUGAAUGGGGAAUGAAACUAAUAAAGUUGCUGGUAAAAGAAGACACAUCAUGGGAAAAUACUGAAGAAAGGGUUGGAAAGCACAGAGUCAAGUUCCAUGAACAUGGAAAGAAAACAUCCACAAUUCAAGCAGAAAAAACAACAUCGAUUGAAGUCGGAAUUCGAUUGCCUCAUACGCCGUUACUGUUAGCAACUAAACAUGGGUGUACGGAGAUUGUUGAGGAGAUACUCCAACAGUAUCCUCAGGCAAUAGAACAUAUUGACCAAGACAGUCGCAAUAUUUUACAUGUAGCAAUCAUGAACCGUAACCAUGAAGUUUUUGAAUUGUUGAUGAAUAAGAAGUAUACGACAGAGAGAUUGAGGGGGAAGAUCGAUAACGAUGCAAAUACAUUGUUGCAUAUGGUUGCUAAAGAGAUACUAGAUGUUGAUGCAGAGUUAAGAGGACCUGCAUUCGUUCUUCAAGAUAAUAUCCGUAUGUUUAAGAAAGUGGAAGGCAUAUGUACAACCUUGGAUAGAAUGAAACGUAACUCCAAAUCAAAGACUGCCGAGGAAGUCUUUAAUGAGCAUUACAAUCAACUCCGCGCAGACGCCAAAGAGUGGAUGCUUGAGAACUCGAAAAACUACACAGUUGUGGCAGUGUUGAUUGCGACUGUUGCCUUUGCUGCUGCGUACACAGUACCAGGAGGUCUAGAUCCUAACACGGGUCAACCAGUUCUCAAGAAAACAACGUUUUUUUUCUAUUUUACGGUGGCGGAUGUAGUGUCGCUCUCUGCAACUCUGACAUCGGUCAUCAUGUUUCUCAAUAUAAUUAUAUUAUCGUAUAGGUUUAAGGAUUUUGAGAAAUCUCUUAUUUGUAAGAUGAAUUCAGGACAUACGAUGUUGAUGAUCUCUGUCGCAAUGUUGAUGGUGGAAUUUGCAGUGACACUUAUUCUAACCAUAACUAGUGGCAGAGAAUGGACUGCCAUCACCUUGUAUGCGGUCUCCUUCUUCCCGGUACAUGUUUUCAUAUUCUCGUAUUUUGAGUUUCAGAAGAUACAACUUUUGUCUCCCCUUCGGAAAUCCAAACAUAUAAUAUGA